AGAAUCAAACGUGGGCUCAUCAGCUAUAGCACGCGCUCUCCCUUGUCCCUCAUGUGACCUCGAUUGCUCGUCUGCUGUCGGCGUUCAGGUACUGUUAUGUAGCAGCGACGUCGUCGCCUCUGGACUGAGUCGUUAAAUCUUUCGUCCCAGAUCGAUACCGUACCGCUAUUGGGUACGCUCGACCAGAUCGAAAUUCGUAGGGGGGUGAGCGAAUUAGGCAACUAUGAUCUAGGAUAUUAGCAUACAUGGGUAAUCCUCAGCAGCCAAAAAGAAGAGUGGCAUUUUUGUUGAUUGAUGGUGUGGGUGAUGUGUCAAUACCAAAGUUUGGAUUUAAGACUCCUCUUCAGGCGGCCAAAGUACCCAAUUUGGAUGCCAUUGCAUCCGCUGGAGUUAAUGGUUUAAUGGACCCUGUUGAAGUUGGUUUGGGUUGUGGAAGUGACACAGCUCACCUUUCUCUACUGGGUUAUGACCCUAGGGUAUAUUACCGCGGCCGAGGCGCAUUUGAAUCCAUGGGUGCUGGAUUGGCCAUGUCACCUGGUGAUAUUGCAUUUAAGUCUAAUUUUGCAACCUUGGAUGAAAGAACUGGAAUAGUCAUCAGUAGGAGGGCUGACAGACACUUUGAAGAAGAAGGCCCCAUACUGUGUGCAGCACUUGAUGGAAUGAAGCUGCCAUCUUUUCCUGAAUAUGAAGUCAGAGUCAGGUAUGCAACAGAACAUAGAUGUGGAGUGGUUGUUAAAGGACCAAAUCUAAGUGGAAAUAUAUCAGGAACAGACCCGUUGAAGGACAACCGUUUACUUUUGCAAGCUGAAGCUCUAGAUGGCACCGAUGAGGCGAGGCACACAGCUAAAGUUGUUAAUGAGUUAUCCAAGGAAAUAUCACAUAUUCUCGUUGCUCAUCCACUGAAUGCAAAACGAGCUGCUGAAGGGAAGAACAUAGCUAAUCUUGUCCUUUUACGAGGAUGUGGUAUUCGAAUUGAGGUUCCUCCAUUUGAAAAGAAACAUGGGUUAUGGCCUUGUAUGGUAGCUCCCACAAAAAUCAUUGCUGGACUGGGCCUAUCUCUUGGCAUUGAUAUCCUAGAAGCUCCUGGAGCAACAGGAGACUAUCGAACACUUCUAACUUCCAAAGCAACUGCAAUAGCUAAAGCACUUUCAGCUCCUCUGCAGUCUUGCCCCAAUGUGUUUGUACCAGGGGAAGAUGAGCACAAACCAGGUCGAUUGGAUGGCUAUGAUUUUGGGUUCCUUCAUGUUAAGGCUAUAGAUGAUGCAGGUCACGACAAGGCAACCAUCUUCAAAGUCAAAGCAUUAGAAGCUGUAGAUCGAGCUAUAGGGCAGCUGUCCAGGCUCCUUUGGGAGAGUGAGUCAGCAGGAAAUUUCAAGUACUUCCUUUGCGUAACUGGAGACCACUCUACCCCAGUUGAAUAUGGAGACCACAGCUUCGAGCCAGUUCCAUUCACAAUAUGUCCGUUGAAAGAUUUUGUGGAUGCGGUAGGCGUGGAAACCAUCUUGGGAGGUUCUCUUGAUCCAUUUCCUCUUCCAACUGUGAAAGAUGGUGAACAUCUAGCUGAAGAUGUGAAGAUUGAACAUGGGGAGAGAAGCAAACAGCCUCGAGCUUUCCGCGGUGAUUCAGUUUAUGAGUUCAAUGAGAUUGCAGCAGCAAGGGGAUGCCUUGGGCGCUUUCCUGGUGGGGAGAUGAUGGGUGUAAUAAAGAACUUCCUUAAGCUAGAUGCAUGAGCUGCUCUAGUCUGAAAGUUGUUGGUGCUGCCAUUUGGCUUUUGGGUAUGCCCAAAUAAGGUUUAUCUUAAUUGGAAAAUGGCUACAACUCGAAUUUUGAUAGCCUCCUCCGGUGAUGUUUAGGGAAAUAAGUCAAUCUGUACAAGUUUAAUAAGCUGGCCCUAAAGGUUUUUAUUUAUUUGUUUCUUUUGUUGUGGCGCUUUUUAUCUCUUGAAUGGAUCUCUUGGGAUAUGCUUCUUUUCUGGUAUAUGGUUAUUACUGGUCACUUUUGUAGGGUUGGUGUAAGGAUGGGAUAAUUGUAAUUCUCUUAUAAACAUAUCCACAUCUCCUUUAAAGGACUA
Molecule: messenger RNA, 2071 nt
Organism: Prunus dulcis (almond)
Lineage: Eukaryota; Viridiplantae; Streptophyta; Magnoliopsida; Rosales; Rosaceae
Product: probable 2,3-bisphosphoglycerate-independent phosphoglycerate mutase
Exons: 5
Coding region: 246-1730 (494 amino acids)
Molecular function (GO): metal ion binding
Source: RefSeq, a predicted model, not a curated record